AUGGCGAAGAGCAAUGACAAAGACGGAGCAACAAUUGGGAGUGUGAGGGAUGUCGAGAAAGCGAGUCUUGCGCAACAGGUGGGGGGUGGAGAGGAGUCUGUAGCUGUGGAUGCUACGGCUUCGACAGAGGAUCUGCCGUUGUCAAAGGCUCGGUGUGUAGCACUGGUUGCAGUACUAACUAUAGCAUCUAUCAUGAGUAUAUUCAGUGGCCGCCUGGCAGACAUUUAUGGCCGACGACGUACAUUUCUCCUAGGCUCAUCAUUCUUCACAGCUGCAUCAAUAAUGCUACCCUUUGUUCCGAACGAAAGCGGUUUCGACGCUAUACGCGGACUACAAGGUCUCAGUGCCGCAGCCAUGGCAUCUGCUGCGCUGGGAAUCCUGUCUUCCACAUUUCCACCCGGACAAGCUAAAGACGUAGCAUUCAGCUUCUUCGCCAUUGGCGCACCUCUCGGAUUCAUCUUUGGCAACCCCCUCGGCAGUCUCAUUGGCGAGCAUCUACCCUGGCAAUGGACGUACUGGAUCCUCAGUAUCACUGCCGGCAUCUGCACAGCCGCAAGCUACUCCAUCAUCCCGCGACCGCCUCCUUCCUCUACCCCCAGCAAAACCAGCACAAUCGACUGGAUCGGCGCCGCAAUUCUCACACUCGCUCUCAUCUUCCUUGUCCUCGCUCUCUCCAGCGGCAACGAAAUUGGCUGGCGCACCCCCUGGAUUCCUACACUCCUUGUCCUCUCUUUCCUCCUCCUCGCAAGCUACACAUACUGGCACUACCGCCUCUCCACAAUACCCAACAAGACUCCCUUCAUCACCCCCUUCAUCCUCACCCAAAAACAACUCGCACCAGUUCUCAUUAUAUCCGCGCUCCUCACAGCUUCAUACACUAUCUUCUUAACCUCCUCCCUCCACUGGCUCACAGCAUACAAAGCCCAGUCCACUCUGCAAAUCACCUUCCAUUUCCUACCCGCAGGCAUCUGCGCGUUGCUCGUCGCAGCGCUGACACCACUCAUUCUCUCCCGCAUACCAGGGUUAUACAUCCUCCUCUUCAGCACCAUUUGCAUAUCUCUCUCCUGUCUCCUUCUCGCUAUCCCGCUUCCAGAACAUACGACUUACUGGGCCUACGGACUCCCGGCCAAGCUCCUUUGCGCUACAGGCAUCGUCACUGCGGGACCCGUUCUUACACUUUUCGUGGCAAAGAUGGUAGGGGCGGAGGAUGCAGCGUUGGGAGCGGGACUGAUCACAGGCGUGGGGAUGGUUGGGCGGGUGGUUGGGGGUGUUAUUGCGACGGCGGUGGAGAUGGAAAUUGAAGGCAGGGAGAAGGGAGUGGUGCUGGCGCCGGGAGAUGAGGCAUUGAAAGAGGGGAUAAGGGGUAUGGUGUGGUUUGGUUUCGCGGUCAGUGUGGUAGCGGUAAUGAUGGUUGGGGGGUUUUUGAGGGGAAUGGGAGUCAUUGGGGGGAAGAGGGUCAACGAGUAG
This is a messenger RNA of Bipolaris maydis ATCC 48331, 1467 nucleotides long. Lineage: Eukaryota; Fungi; Ascomycota; Dothideomycetes; Pleosporales; Pleosporaceae. The record is from RefSeq and is a predicted model, not a curated record.